CAUCCACAGCCUCCUCUUAAACGCUACUAACACACGGGGCUCACUUAUCUAUCAGACACAGGACAGCUGAAGGGUGAAUCCACCACAGGCGAACAGGCCCUCAACCCAAACUAACAUGUCCAGUAAAGCCGCUGUCAUCUUCACUCCUACCUGCUGAACUAUAAUGCCCGCGCGCGCUCUCCUCCAAUUCACACAAGCGAGCGAUUCUGAGCAACUUUUCCGCGGCUUAAAAUGACGACUAAAACUGUGGAUAAAGUGGCCGAGUCGCUCAGCGAGUUCCUGCGCUCCAUCCCGGUGUAUCCCAUGGAUGAGAUCCCCUCACCAUUACCCAGCGGCUUUGCUAAUGUAGACGCGGGAAACGGCUCUGAGUUCAGUGAGGCGGCGGGAGGUGGCCUGAGCGCUGACAGCUUCUCCGAACCUCAGAACUCGCCUCUUUCCUACACAGGCAAAAUAUCUAUUGACUCUCAGUUCGCGCAGGGCAGCUGGACACAGGAAGGUCUGAUCAGCCUGGUCUGUGCGGAGGUAGAAGGCAAGACCACCCUCCCCGCGCUCUCCUCCGCCUCGCCAGCACCCACUGACCUUACCGGGGCUGCAGGGCUCUCUGAAGGGCCCGGAAAAGCCCCCUCCUCCGCAAUGGAGCACAUGUACACGCCGCCCCCUCCCUACACCUGUAGCGCUGAUGUCUAUCAGGAUCCCUCCGCGUACUCCUCCGCCACUUCGUGCGCUGUAACGCACCCGUGCGCCAUGUCCUACUCCUCCUCGCCGAAGCCCACGGUGGACGGCGCGCUUUUCUCCAUCCUGCCGGACUACGGGGGGUUUUAUCAGAGCAGCAGUGGGCCACGGGACGUCCCGCCUAUUCUCCAGGACCGAAAGCCCUUCUCGUGCUCGCUGGAGUCCGUCCGAGUGCCCCCGCCGCCCCUCACGCCCCUCAACACGAUACGCAACUUCACGCUCGCGGAGGGUCCGCGUGCGCCCGCGCGCCUCCUCCUCCCUCCUCCGCCACCCCUUGCGCACGCCGCCCCGCUGCGCCCUAUCGCGCGCCCCCGCAGGUACCCGCCGCGCGCGUGCAAGACGCCAGUGCACGAGCGGCCGUACCCAUGCCCGGCCGAAGGCUGCGACCGCCGCUUUUCGCGCUCCGACGAGCUGGCGCGCCACGUGCGCGUGCACACGGGCCACAAGCCCUUUCAGUGCCGCAUCUGCAUGCGCAGCUUCGGCCGCAGCGAUCACCUCACCACGCACAUCCGCACGCACACGGGCGAGAAGCCGUUCGCGUGCGACCUGUGUGGACGGAAGUUCGCCAGGAGCGACGAGCGCAGACGCCACGCGAGGAUCCACCAGAGACAGAGCGAGAGGCGCAGCGCGCGAGCCAACAACAGCAGCAGCAGCAGGAGCAGCAGCAGCAGCCGCCCGCUGAGGGCGCGAGGUGAAGGAGCAGUUGUUGCUGGACACAUAUGGCACGAGCCUCCGUUAUUAUCAGCAAGGGACAGCACUGCGCUGAGCCCUGAAGGCAGCUUGAACGUGAGCUCGGCGUGUGAGCGUGUUUUUUUAUUGUAAGCCCGGACCAGUGGGUCACAGUCCUGAUGCUGGAGGAUCCUCUGCUGCACACGCUGGAGUUUACUCUGCGCUAACACAACUGAUCCAAGCAUUCAGCUGAGUAACAGGUCCUUCAGGUGUGUUGCUGCAGGGAAAACUUUCCGAUGUGCAGGACAGGGGUCCUCCAGAACCAGGAUUCACUCAAAAAAUGAAACAAGAGCUUUGUUUGACUGCAGUAUGUCAAAAUUCAUUUUCAACAGCAAUAUGGUUUCAUCUAGAGCACGUGUGUCAAGCUCCAGGGCUUGCGGGCCAAAAGACUGCAGACUUCAGCACACUGCCUCAUUAAACACACCUAAUUCAGCUCAUCAGCUAAUUAGCAAGGCCUUCAUGAACUGAAUUCAGAGCGUUAGAUGAAGGUAAACGCUGAUCUCCACAUCACUUUGGCCCAGAAGGUCCCCUGUUUGACAUGCCUGUAAUAGGGCCUGACCAAUAGGAAAGUUUUGACUGAUAUUGAUAUCGAUUUAUCAGUUUAAAAAUUCCGAUAACUCAUGAUAACAGCCAAUAUAAUCUAAUACUUUUAGUUAAGCCUAUUAUACCCAGUAUCUCCUUGACGAUGCAUUCAAAGACUCUGGCAAUGUCAUUAAAAUCUGCUUAGUUACGUCUUACCAGAGUAGUUACGACACGCAUGUGAAAUUGGAGCUUUCUGUGUGCUGCCUUGUUCUGUUACUAUAUAAAAUUAGCAAGGAUGCACUGUAAAAGUUUGUGAGACAUUUAGAUUAGAGAUUAUUUAUUCGUUUAAUCAGAGUAACAAAAAUGGAGACUGAAGUAUUGAGUAUGUUUUCAGCUGUUCAUAUUCUUUACACAUCCAACUAAACAGCUUUGAGAAAUCAAGUUAUUAGAGGAAUAAAAAGCAGAUUAAAAUACAGAAACACUGUUUUUUAACACUAUAAAAUAAGCCACUAAAUAUCAGUGGCCUAUCAGCGAGAUUUGUGCUGUUAUACUGAUAAAUCACCAGGACAUCAAUUUUAUCAGUCAGCUGAUACAUCAGCCGGGCCCUAGUUUCAACUGCAUUUUAAACCCAUAUAUGCUGACUUUAUUUGAAUGAAAAAGUGAUGCAUAAUUAAAUUUUGGUUAACGGUUUCUUUUUCUGAGUGUUGAGAAGCAUUGGUCUGGAUUCAAGCUUUGUCUAUUCUUGUUCUUGUAACUAAACUGUCUGAAAAGUCUACUGUUUAAACAUUUAGCGCUGCUAACGCCCAUGAUCGUUCUCAGAUAUGGACAGAGCACUGCAAGAAACAGAUAUUCAUCCUAUUCUUUAUCUGCUCAAUGUCAUCUGAAUCGCCAGUGUGAUGCUUGCUCUUACUUUUUUGGGAACUGGGCCUUUGUUCAGAACUUUGAUUUGUUCCUAUAGUGUGUCCUUCUAACAUUUGUUCUGUACACAAAAGACCUGUGGCAAGAUCUGUUACAAGAUGUGAACCUGCAGCUAAUUUACUUGUGUUGUAAACGGACAAAUAAACACAGACUGGAUUCUUUACAGAA
Messenger RNA from Pygocentrus nattereri (red-bellied piranha), 3069 nucleotides. RefSeq names its product early growth response 2a (gene egr2a). Gene Ontology annotation, molecular function: DNA-binding transcription factor activity, RNA polymerase II-specific; RNA polymerase II cis-regulatory region sequence-specific DNA binding. Lineage: Eukaryota; Metazoa; Chordata; Actinopteri; Characiformes; Serrasalmidae. The record is from RefSeq and is a predicted model, not a curated record. Gene Ontology annotation, biological process: regulation of transcription by RNA polymerase II.